UAAUAAACAAACUAGAAGUGGUGAAAUCAUGAGCAGAUAUUAACAUUUUUACGUUUUUCUUUUGGAAAGAAUCAUUUUCAUCAUUAAAAUAUGUUUAAGUCUCGAUUUAGCUCGAUUUUCGACUAAAGAAAGCAGCAUAUUUUGGAAUAAAUUGACACCCUCCUAACUGAAAAUAGCUGAAGUGCAAAGAUGCUGUAUGUAUUCCAUGUUGACACGGGGACGAUGAUGACAUUUGACAUGAACCUUGCCAUGGAGCGGGUCAUAAGUCUUCAAAAUGUCAUCGCCCGUGGGUGUCGUAUUGCCGAAGAUAAACAGGUGUUGUUGAUCAGUGGAGGAGAAAGUCUCGACCCAAGCGCUGUGGUCGGGAAGUACCAUGCUGGCACGGACACCAACCCUAUCUUCCUGUUCAGUAAAAGUACCAUAGAGAGUGCCAUCCCACCUUCCCCCAGUGUCAACUAUGGCUCAGACAUUGACCUACAAGCCCAGGUGGAAGGGUCUCUCCUGAUGCCACCAGCCUAUGAGACAGUGGUGUCCCGGACACAGCUGGCACUGCAAUUUCAAGAAGUGGAUGGGGAGGAGCUAGGAGCCUGUGAGAAACUCAUCCAUGACCAGCAUCUACAACAGCAAGGCUGGGCAGCAGUUGUUGCUAACCUAGAAGAUGUGACAGGUGAGCUUCGUCAGCGAUGGGAAACAUUCAAUGAGUCUUUCCAGCAGUACCUAGAAUGUCGGGAGUCAUACAGAGAUCUUAUUGCUAGUGUGUCCAAGUCACUGAAUCUGCUGUCGAAGAUCCCAGUACUAUCGGCUCUGACAAACUCACAGGAUGGAACAGAUAACUCUAGCGGAUCAGGGGGAGUAACAACAUCUCUGUCCAGAUCCACACUGUUUGACUGGAUCAGCUCCCAGGAUGUAAAUCACACCCUCCAUGACAUGGUGGAACAGUGCGGAAAAGCCACUGAACAGCUUGAUGGUAAGGUGGCGGACUCACUGAAGGAACAGGUGGAGCAUAUGUUGGCAGAGGUGGAAAAUGAGAGCAUGAAGGCAGUAAAGGGCUUGGAAGAUCGUCUUUAUGGUCUAGACCAGAUAAUCUCUGGGGCUAGGAAGAUCCUACAGGAACAGGCUGACCUUGCGAAGGGCUUUGUUCAGAACCAGAACCGUGUGAGUAACCUGCGUGAUCGGUCAAUCCUGCCUGACCUGUGCUCUAGCCAUAGGAAUCAGCUUAUGGAAAUGUCGAAAAACCACACACGCCUGCGGGAAAUAAAAAAGAAAUGCCGUAUGGCGAAGGAAGAACUCUCUAUCAACUUGCAUACUAGAUUGCGGUGGGUGAUGUACAUUGAGAAGAAGAUCUGUGAUGUUGACGGGAAGUUGACCAUCUACCUGGGCAACCUACGUCGUCUCCGUAAACGUCUGGACAUUCUACAGCAAGUUCAGGAUGCUCCGAGAGUGUACGGUCAACUCAUCACGGAGGUGGUCAGGCGAAGACAGUUCUCCCUCAAGUUUCUCAAUUGGGCAGGCAGUUUGGCGGAAGACUCCGGCCGCCUUCAUACGGAGGAGAUGAAAAGGAGAGAGGCAUUCCUUCGGAUCAUAGGGCACCAUUUUCUGCAGUCCAUGUUCACUGGCUUUGAUGAUUACCCUCCAGCCUUUGCAACAGUGGCUCCAGAGGGGUUUGACAUGCUGUUACCAGAGAUCACGGGGGAAGACCUUAAACUCCUUAAAGAGGCAGUGCCAGAACUCUCAGGUGUCCUCAGUGAGCCAGUGGAAGAUGACUGGCUUCUGUUCACAGCUGUGAAGGAUGCUAGUGCUCUGUGGGAGGCAGAGACAACUCCCAGUCUACAUACCCUCACACAAGCCACCAGCAUGAAAACAGUCUCUGGGGAGAGGUUAUCUUACUCUGAGGGGUCAUCCCUACAGCCAUACUCAAUUGACAAUGGGAGUAAAUCCCUCGGGGACCAAUUUGAAGAAUGUAUGCAGGAUGAAGACAUCACAAAGAAACCAGAAUUCAUCUCCUUCUCUCCACCUAACGAUGAGUUCCUAUUGGCCAAGAGUCUGUCUGAGGAGCUUACUCAGGACAUGAGAGAAACCAAUAGCCGGAUAAAGAAGGCGGUGGGAACAGUGGAUGUUAUUGAAGAUUUGCAACUGAGGGUCGGAAUGCCUGGCUCCCCAACAGCAAAACCUAGCCCCUUGCCCCACCCACCAGUCAAAACAAGAAAAUCCUUGCCAGAAAUGUCGCCGGACAUGGAAACCUCGCAGGAAUUUGCUACAGCCGACUUCUACAUAGAUGAGUCCAUGCCUUCAUCGAUAGAGUCCCCUCCAAAACCCUGUAGUGAGACUAAGUCUAGUACAGAAGACUGCCUAGCUGCAGAGAAACAAUCCAACAUAAAACUGCUGCAAGAGCUCAAGGAGUGCAAUACUAAACUAAGUGAAAAUGAACAAAACUUAAAAACGCUUAGGAGCAUCAUCUGUGAUAGUCUGCCUUCUUUGAGGCAGAGCGCUUGUGAUUUAAAACAGAAUCAUUCAGAAUACGUUCAAAAUGUGCUUUCAGAGGUGCAGAGUGUAAGGAAAAGUAUGCUGGAUCAGUUGGAGAAACUGGAUGCAAAUAAGACUGCAAGUGAAGAAUCUAUGAUGGGAAAACUGAACGAGGAUCAUUCAAAGGAGUUAAAGGAGUUAUGUGAUAAGUUUGACUGUGAAUGUGCCAAAGUUAGUGAAUUAGAAAAAACGUUACAAGAAAUCGAACAAGAUAAGAAAAAGGUAGAGGAAGAACUGCAAAGUCAAGUUAAACAACUGCAGAAAGAAAAGAUUGAUAUUGGUGUUAAGUUGGCGAGUGAUGUUAAAGAUUUAACAUUACAACAUGAACUGGAAUUAGAGGUGGAAAUUGACAAGGCGAAAUCAGAACUGCUUGUUAAGUUGGCUUCAUUGGAAAAAGAUAUUGAAGCUAAGGAUAAUGUAAUCAAAGAAAAGGAAAGUGCAAUAAAAGCUAUAGAAACUGAAAAGGUUAAGUCUGAAGAAUUGCUCAUGGAUAAAUUUCAAAAAGAGAAAGAAACUAUUUGUGGAAUUCUUGGUGCAGAAUAUGAUGAAAAGCUAGAAAAAGCUGUCCAAGAGAAAGAGGAACAAAUGCAGACAAUGAAGGAUUCUGUGAUUACAGAAUUGACAGAAAAACAUGAAAAAGAGGUGCAGAAACAGUUAGAUGAACUUAAACAGAAAUUCAGUACAGAAAAAGAAGAAGUUGUUGAGAUGACCCAAAGUACACUUUGUAUUGAGCAUGCAAAGGAAACUGAUGAAAUCAAACAGGUACUAAUAAAAGAGAAAGAUGAAGAAAUUGCUCAGCUCAAAAAACAGUUGGAAGCACAAUAUGAUGAGAUGAUUGGGAAGUUGAAGAGUGAAAAAGAUAAAUUAGAAAAGGAAUUGAAGAAAUAUGAAGACAAAUCAAUGUCAGAGUCCACAAUUCAGACGGAUUGGUCAGUGUUCAGGUUGAAACAAGACGAAACGCAGACUGAUGAUGUUUCAGUGUUUGAGACCCAUGUACAGACUGAUUCACAAAGUACCAUGGCAUCUUCAAUGCAAACAGAAGCAAAGGAUCAGAAAGACUGCGUAAUGCAGACAAGUUCUGCACAGAUGACAUCGUCAGUUCAGACUGAAGACAUUUCUCAAGAUAGUGAAGCAACUAAGGGUGAAAAACAAUGUUCAAAAUGUGGUUUUCAGACUGCUGAACUCCGUGAAACUAGUGAUGAAAGUAGCUCAGAUGUUGAAAGUGCCAUUAAGAAAACUGUGCAAGCUGAGUUUGACCAGCGCAUAUGUGACCUAGAGGCUUGUCAUAACGCAGAGAUUUCAGAGCUGAUUUCCAAGCUGGAGAAAGAAAAGGAAGAUGCACAGCAGCUCAAGUCUUCACUCACUUCCAUGACCGGUGAUAAACAGACGCGUUUUAAUGAAGUAGUCAACCGAGUCUGUAAGGAGAAGGAUCGGAUGAUCGAGGAACUAAAGGCCCAAGAACAGAAGCUUCUUGACACAAUCCAAGCUCACAAACAGGAAAGCUUGAAGUUGGCUGAGGAAAAAUCCAAGGCCGAGGGCAUCAAGGAGCGAGCCCUAUCCCUUUUGGAGACGAAAGAGAGGGAGUUUGGGGCCUCACAUCGGGCCUUGGAGAGUGAGCUGGGCCUAACUCGUCAACAGGUGGCAGCCCUCAAGGAUCAGCUGGCAGGGGUUGGGUCUGAUUCUGAGGGUGCGGCAGCUGUGUCCCCUUCUGUCGAACAGAUCAGUGAUCCGGAGCAGCCAGACCUGUAUGAAAGGAUAAAGACUCUGGAAGAGGAGGUCAGAGCAAAAGAAGAAGAAAUAAAUAAAUUACAACAGAAAGUUAUGGAGUUGUCCAUGACAGCCAGUACAAGGUCUCUGAUUCAGGACAAAGUUUCAAUUACAAGCUGCCAUGUAGGGGACCUGGUCCUGCUGUGUCUAGACGAGAGACUGGACCAGUAUGUGGUGUUCACAGUGGGGUCCACACUGCAUUUCCUUCACACAGACUGCCUACCUCAACUGGGGCUCAAGUCUGAAACUGGUGAUCAGAAAAAACAGUGGCUAAUUGCUGAAGUGGUUGACAAAGAAUACUGUCAGGCAAAAAAGGCUAACAACAGAUUCAAAGUCCCUGUGGGUACAAAGUUUUACCGGGUCAAGGCUAAGAAGUGGACAAGAGAGACUGGUCAUCCAUCACCACGGAAACCAGACACACCUUCUGCCUCAUCACCUUGAAUAUAGAUGACUUUUGUAAAGUUUGAUGUGUGUUAUUAAAUGUAAUAAUUGGUUACCAUGAAAACAUCUGUAAGUCUGACUUUCCGACUCUGGCUCAGAAAACUGAAUUCUUAAAUGUUUCAGAAAAUGUAUAAUAGAAAUAAUUUUGACCAAAGAUGUGUGCCUGAUGGUAGUUCACAUUAUUUGUAACAAAUGCAUCAUUUUUUACCAUUUUUACUCCUACGAUAGCAUUUUUACAACAAAUUUAAAAUUUAGCUCUUUCGGAUGUUAGCGAAUAUGGGCCCUGCAUAGGAGGCAUUCCAUGAAGAAUCCUAGCAGUAGUUUCUUAUCUAGGAGUAAUUUCAGUAGUACUGAACUGUCUUUAAAUCCUUACAUGUUGGAAAAUCGCGAUGUUAAGGCCCCUAAUUCUGUUGAAAAUCACUUUUGGUAGGAAUUUGUUUCUAGGAUUAUUGAUGAAUUGUCUGCCUGAUGCAUUAUAUAAUAAUGGUCUAGCAAUGUCCAUAAAAGUGAAAUUAUCAUUUAAUCUGUUUAUUUACAUGAACAUGUAUAUCUGAUAAUAUAAUGUUUCUUUCAAAUUUGACCAAUUUCUUUUUAUUGAACAUGUGAACAUAAAUUCUGAUGGGCACGAAAUUUGUUUUAAAUAUGUGUUGUUAGUAUUUCAGUGCAUUUAUCGGUAAUUUAAGAUAGGAUAUGGUUUAUGCUCUCGAUGACAUACUCGGUAGAAAAUGUUGUAAAAACACACAUAGAGGUCCACAAUAUAAUUUACUUAUCAUAAUCAAAUAUGUUUUUAUUUGCAUUUUUUAUGCCAUAUAUGGAUUGUUCUUGCCAAGAAUAACACUUUCAAAAUGUUAGUUUUGGCAUAAUUUCAUGACAGAAAUUAUUUUAUGCAAGUAUUGUAAAGUUAUGUCAAUACUUAGAAAUUCCAAAGUCAUCCUACUUGUAGUUUUACAUUGCUUUGAACAAUUUUUUAUUGUUUUCAAUGAUUUUAGCUAAGGCCAUUCCAAAGUUAUUGUAUUUUAAGUGUUAGUGGGCAGGUAGGGUUUUAGUUUUCCGAAUGAAAGAAAAACAAUUACACAAAAAUCAAAAUGGGGCCCAAAUAAUUAUAUUUUUAAAGCUAAGAAGUUCAAGUUAUAAUUAUUUGAGUAAAGAACUAUACAAUACACAGACUGUUACAGUGACCGACAGAUGUUUAAUUUCUAGAUGAAUGGAUCUGUCAAAGUAUAUGCGUUUUUUUUCGAUUUUUAUUGAGAGAUAAAAUCUGCUAUCAUGGGCGAUAUUGUAUAUACUUAAGUGAACAAUGCACGCUUUUUUUCACCUGCCAGGCAGGUAGGAUUUCAAUUAGAAAAGACACUGAACAAUGAAUCAACUUGGUAUGGCCUAAUUAUGCAAUAAUUAAUUGUACUUGAGGCUGAAAACGAAAACCAGGUAAUUAGAAUGGGGAUGUCGUUGGUCAGGCGGGCGGACGGGCAGAUGUCAAACAUUUGUUUUUUGCCCAAUAACAUACAUAAGAAUUGAUGGAUAGUGAUGAGAGUUGGAGUGUAGGUAAAAUACAUUCACGUGAGACUUAGUAUGAAUGUUGCAGUGGAACUUAACACCUAAGAUACCCAGUACUUAACUCGAGUAAUUUUCAGUAAUGUCUCUUUAUGAUAAAAUUAAAGAUAAAGGCUGCUACUUUUUCCAUACUCAUAUAAGAAAUUAAUUGGCUAUAAUUUCUGAAUGCCAAUAUUUGAAACCUGGUUUUGUGGCAUUGCACCGCUUCUAAUAUUAAUGUUGAAUUGGCAUGUCAUUCAUGUAUAACAUGUCUACUAAUCUGUGUUGUUUAUUGCUUGUAUGGUGUUAAUUAACAAGUGACUAAUCCUAUGAGUAUUGUUACUCUAUACAUGAAUAUAUCUGUUUAUAAUUUAUUCCGUUCUUGUUGCUUUCUUAAUUCUACAUUGUUUCAAUGGACAUCACUACAUGUCUGUUUUUAUUAAUUCAUAUCUUUUGGUUUGUGAUAAUGGUUGAUAUGUUUAUUUAUUGUGAUAAUUGGUACAGUUCUUAAUAGUUGAUAUAUGUUUGUUCUUCAUUCGUUUAGUUUUGAUACUUGGCAACUUGAUUGAUGUUCCAAAAAUGUAUCUUAUAUACUGUACACCUUUCAUGUUUAAAUAUACAUCCAUUUUACAUAUAUUCCAUUAUGGAUUAAAAAUUAAUAAAAAAAC
This is a messenger RNA of Mya arenaria, 6929 nucleotides long. Its product is annotated as RB1-inducible coiled-coil protein 1-like. Lineage: Eukaryota; Metazoa; Mollusca; Bivalvia; Myida; Myidae. The record is from RefSeq and is a predicted model, not a curated record. The transcript is spliced from 27 exons. Gene Ontology annotation, biological process: autophagosome assembly; autophagy of mitochondrion; piecemeal microautophagy of the nucleus. The coding region runs from base 190 to 4731 and encodes 1513 amino acids. Gene Ontology annotation, molecular function: protein kinase binding; molecular adaptor activity. Gene Ontology annotation, cellular component: extrinsic component of membrane; Atg1/ULK1 kinase complex; phagophore assembly site membrane.